Orcinus orca (killer whale) is the source of this 1740-nucleotide messenger RNA. RefSeq names its product HAUS augmin like complex subunit 4 (gene HAUS4). Bases 302 to 1450 code for a protein of 382 amino acids. Gene Ontology annotation, biological process: centrosome cycle; spindle assembly. NCBI's taxonomy places the organism in Eukaryota, Metazoa, Chordata, Mammalia, Artiodactyla, Delphinidae. Gene Ontology annotation, molecular function: microtubule minus-end binding. Gene Ontology annotation, cellular component: HAUS complex. The transcript is spliced from 11 exons. The record is from RefSeq and is a predicted model, not a curated record.
CCUUUUCCCCUCCCCCGACCUCCCCGCGCGGUCCUCCCGGGCCUAGUUUCCCGCAGCCCCUGAGCCCGGUCCGAGAGAGAGGUUCCGGAGCCCGGGCGCGGCCGGGGGCCGGGUGUUGCCGCCGGCCUGCCCGCCCCAGCCCCCUCGGCACUGCCUCGGGAGCUUCAGCUGCCCACGCUGUGCAGUGUACUCCGUGUUCUGGCAAAACACCGACGGCUCACGUCGUCCUCCCGGCCUCAGACGCAUUAAUACACCUUUGAGUUCCUCUUCUGGCCCUGACCUCCCUGUCAGUCUUCUUGUCAUGCUCUUUCCUCCAGUUGGACAGAUAAGAAUCACAAGAAAAGCAGAUGGCAUCCGGGCAUUUCUGCUCAUCUGGAGAAGGGAUGGAAAUACUCCAACAAGCAAACAGCUUCCUCCUUGUAACCUGAGUGAAGAGGACCUAUUACAGAACCCACACUUCAGCAAACUGCUGCUGAGUCUCUCACAACACAUGGACGAGAGUGGCUUAAGCCUCACACUGGCAAAGGAGCAGGCUCAGGCGUGGAAGGAAGUUCGAUUGCAUAAGACAACGUGGUUAAGGUCUGAAAUUUUACAGAGAGUCAUUCAAGAGCUGCUUGUGGACUACUAUGUGAAGACACAAGACAGAAAUUUAACUUCUGAGGACAAAAAGUUUCAUGAGACCCUUGAACAGCGGCUGCUUGUGACUGAGCUGACACAGCUCUUAGGUCCCAGCCAGGAGAGGGAGGUGCCCCCACUGCUUGGGCUGGAGAAGGUGGACCUUCUGGAGCUCAUGCCACCCUCAGAGGAUUUUAUGUGGAUGAGAGCCCGGCUCCUGCUUGAGGUGGAGGAGCAGCUCAAGAAGAAAUGUUUCACUCUGCUCUGCUACCACAAUCCCAGUUCAGCGCUCUGUCUCUGCCCAGAUUCAGACAGUGAAACCCUGAAGGCAGCAAAGGUAUGGAACCUCGCAGAGGUCCUGGUGGGUGAGAAGCAGCAGUGCCAGGAUGCCAAGAGCCAGCAGAAGGAGCAGAUGGUGCUCCUGGAGAAGAAGAGUGCCACCUACUCCCAGGUGCUUCUUCGCUGCCUGGCCUUGCUGCAGAGGCUUCUUCAGGAGCACCGGCUGAAGACUCAGUCUGAGCUGGACCGUAUCAAUGCCCAGUACCUGGAGGUCAAGUGCAGCGCCAUGAUCCUUAAGCUGCGGAUGGAAGAGCUCAAGAUUUUGUCUGACACUUACACUGAUGAGAAAGUGGAAGUUCAUCGUCUCAUUAGGGACCGUUUGGAGGGGGCCAUUCACCUACAAGAGCAGGACAUGGAGAAGUCCCGACAGGUCCUGAACGCCUAUGAGGUCCUCGGGGAGGAGUUUGACAGGCUGGUGAAAGAGUACACCCAACUCAAGCAGGCAACUGAGAACAAGCGCUGGGCCCUCCAGGAGUUCAACAAGGCCUGCUGCUGAGUGUGGGUGGGGCCAGGAGGCUCAGCUUCUGCAUAGGGGCUGCCUCCUCCUCUUCCUGCUGGAAGGGCCCCCUCCACCUGAGCCCACCUUCACUCAAGGGAGCGUGGGGACACUUGCUCAAAACACUGCAGUCCUUUAGGCACCCUCCUGGUUUUUCUUCCUUGUUUACAAUGAGAGUCUCUUCUAGCAAAUGUAACAGAUUUGUAUAAUUUUCUGUACAGCUAUUUGUCAGUGUCAGCCCUGUAUCAUACUUGAUUAUCUCCUGAAUAAAGUGAUAAUGUUAUAUCUGA